Cuculus canorus (common cuckoo) is the source of this 444-nucleotide messenger RNA. RefSeq names its product AN1-type zinc finger protein 5-like. The transcript has 4 exons. Lineage: Eukaryota; Metazoa; Chordata; Aves; Cuculiformes; Cuculidae. The record is from RefSeq and is a predicted model, not a curated record. Gene Ontology annotation, molecular function: zinc ion binding; DNA binding. The coding region runs from base 1 to 444 and encodes 147 amino acids.
AUGGCUCAGGAAACAAACCAGACCCCAGGGCCCAUGCUGUGUGGUACAGGAUGUGGAUUUUAUGGAAACCCUAGGACAAAUGGGAUGUGCUCCAUUUGCUACAAAGAGCAUCUUCAGCGACAGCAGAAUAGUGGUGGAAUCAGCCCAAUAGGAAGAGUUAGUGGUUCAAACAGUCCUACCUCAGACUCUGCAUCUGUACAGAGAACAGACACUAGCUUAAACAACUGUGAAGGUACUGCUAGUAGCACAUCUAAAAAAUCAAGAAAUGUACCUGUUGCCACUUUGCCUGUAAUGCAGCAAAUGACAGAAAUGAGUAUUUUGAGAGAGGAAAAAGCAUCACGGAAAACAGAGACCAAGCCAGGGUCCGGCGUCGAAGAUUCACCCUUUUCGCUAGGGUCCCUGUUCGGGCGCCACUUGUUGGGAGGGGAACCCCGGAGUCAAUGA